Anastrepha obliqua is the source of this 474-nucleotide messenger RNA. RefSeq names its product histidine-rich carboxyl terminus protein 1. The transcript has a single exon. NCBI's taxonomy places the organism in Eukaryota, Metazoa, Arthropoda, Insecta, Diptera, Tephritidae. The record is from RefSeq and is a predicted model, not a curated record. Bases 1 to 474 code for a protein of 157 amino acids.
AUGAAGCUGAAGGUGUCUGCUGUAGUUCUCAAUCUUCUGUUAUUGGCGAUAGUCCAGGGAUCAGAAUCGGCACCAACUGAUAUAACCGAACAUCAUCAUUUCCACCACGGGCCACCGAUUUAUCACGAUCAUCCUCAUUUCUAUGAACCACCGAUUUAUCACCAUCAUCCUCAUCAUCACCACCACCACUCUCAUUACCACGAACCUCAUUAUCAUUACCACCACCCUCGUCAUCACCACCACCAUGGUGGAUAUGGCGACUACUAUGGCGACGGCUACAGUAGGGACUACUAUGACUACCCCUAUGGCGACUACUAUGGCGACGGCUACGGCGACGGCUACUAUGGCGGCUACUAUGGUUACCCCUAUGACGGCCACUACAACGGAUACUAUAGCGACUAUUAUGGUGGUUCCGAGAGCUAUUUUACAAAACCACCUACGGAUACUCCUCAAAGUGACGGGUUAACAACUUGA